AUGAUCGUGAAGAAGUAUUUUUUUAUCAUGGUGUUUGAAUUCUUGACGGAGCAAUUUCAGGAGAUAGGAUGCAAGGCCUUAAAUUUCAUUUAUGCCAUUGGCGACUUUGGUCAUUCGUAUGUAGAACAUCAGCAUGAAGAAAGCAGAUCCAUUGUAGCGGAAGGGAUGCGUUUUGUGGCCCCAGAGGUAGUUCUGGGUGACUUCAACACUAUGGCGUCAGACAUUUUCAGUACAGGGAAAAUCUUAGAGGAGUUGCUGACACUUGCAGCAACCUUCAAGGAUGACAUGCAAGACGAGCCAGAGGAAGUCUUCAAUGAGUUGAAGACUUUGGCAGCGUCAAUGUGCUUCGAACAACCGGCAGAGCGCCCUUCAUCUCAGGAGAUCUGCGAGAAGCUGGAUCGGAUCGGCGAGCAUCCUAGUUUGAGAGCUGCUGACUACUCCUCUUCAUCAUCAUCGCCAUCCGUGGCAGACUGA
Guillardia theta CCMP2712 is the source of this 474-nucleotide messenger RNA. RefSeq lists its product as hypothetical. The record is from RefSeq and is a predicted model, not a curated record. The transcript has 4 exons. Gene Ontology annotation, molecular function: ATP binding; protein kinase activity. Bases 1 to 474 code for a protein of 157 amino acids. Gene Ontology annotation, biological process: protein phosphorylation. Lineage: Eukaryota; Cryptophyceae; Pyrenomonadales; Geminigeraceae.